Molecule: messenger RNA, 2163 nt
Organism: Malassezia sympodialis ATCC 42132
Lineage: Eukaryota; Fungi; Basidiomycota; Malasseziomycetes; Malasseziales; Malasseziaceae
Exons: 2
Coding region: 1-2163 (720 amino acids)
Molecular function (GO): protein binding
Source: RefSeq, a predicted model, not a curated record
AUGCGCGCCGCGACGGCCGCGCGCGGCCUGCGCUCUGCGCUCCCGGCACGCCCGCCGUCAGCGCACGCACUCGCGCCCGCGCCCGCGCCGCCCAUGGGCCUCCCGCCCGACCACGUACCGGUCGCAUCCCUGAGCAUGCGCUCCCUCCUGGACGUCUGUACUCGCUCCGCGCGGGGCGCGCGCACAUCGCUGCCGAGUGCCGCAGCCUCACUUGAUGACCUGCCGUGCAUGGCCGAGCGCGAUCGCGCAGCCGUCGAGGCGACGCUACGCGAGCGCGGCGUGCCGGAGGCGCGCUUCGUCCAGUGGUACAACGCCUAUACGCGCCCAACGUGGCCUGAAUGCGCGGCGCUUCUCGAGCCGCUCCAGCCCGGCGAGCUCCCGCCGUUUGUGCUACAGCGCGCCCUGCACAAAAUCGCACACAGCAGCGAGGCGGCCAGCGCCAUGCGCCUCGUCGCUCGUCACCUGCCGACGCUCGGCGUCGACGAAGCCCACCGCCUGUGCCUCUUUCUCUGGCACCGCCUCCUGCGCACGCACGAGGCGUGGCCCUCCGCGCGUGCGCUCACGCACCACACGCUCGAGACGGCGCGCCGCUGGCUCGACAAGCGCGAGCCCCAGCCAGGCUAUGCACAUACGCUCCUCUUCACGGCCUUUACCAUUGCGCUGCGGGGCUGCCCUGACGAGCGCGCACGCGCCGCGCUCCUGCGCGUAUGGGCCAUGGCAUGCGAGCGCGCGCCUCGCACACGCGACGAGCUCGUGGCGCACCUCGCACACCGCGUCCACACGCGCCGCGGCGCCGCGUGGCUCAGCGUGCCGAUGCUCGAGGACAUGCUCGCGCCCCUGCCGCCCGAGGCGCGCCCUGCGCUCCUGCGCGUCGCGGUGCGUACCGCUGCCGCGCAGGGAGACACGGCCCACGCGCGACAGUGGUACGCGGCACUCGAUGCCACCGCCGACGAGGCAGCCACGCCGCUGCUUCGCGCCCUCGCGCACUCACCCUCGCACGCCGACGUUCACGAGGCGUGGGCCCUCUUCGACGCACUCGUGCAGGGCACCGAUGCGCCGCCAGAGCGUGCGCGCCUCGCUGACUGGAUGCUCAUGCUGCGCGCAGCGGCCGGCGACGCACGCAUCCCCGCCGCACGCGUCGCAGCGCUCCUGGGCCUCCCGGGGCGCGAUGGCCGCGCUGUCCCCGGCGAAGGCGCGCCGUGGCGCGUGCCAGACGACAUCCACGCGCAGCUCCAGGCCUCGGUCGUCGCGCACACGGCGCUCGUGGAUGGGCUGCUUGCGCGCGGCGAUCCGGCAUAUGCGUGGGCCGUGUGGGACGCCAUGCUCCAGCGCGGCAUGGCGCCGGACGUGUGGGCGCUCACGACGCUGUGCCGCCUGUACUUCCAGGCAGGACACCCUGCGCGUGCGCUCGAGAGCGUCGUGCACUUUUGCCACGGGGGAUGGGCGCUGCCGCCGCGCGGCACGGCCGUCCAGCUGCGCGUGCCGACGAUCGAGGCGCUCAGAGACGUGCCUCUGACCCAGGCGCCGCCUGAGGCAACGGCGCGGCGUGUGCGUGUGCCGCCCAGCACGUACCUGGCCAACACACUGCUGGCCGGUCUUCUGCGCGCAGGCGCGCACGAGACGGUGCUGCGGGUGUGGGAGGCCCUCGGGCCGACGCUGCAUGUGCGCCCGGACGCGGUCUCGCUGCAGGUCAUGCUGAGCGCCGCGGCGAGGGCGGCGCGGCCGCGCGCCGACCUGGUGGCGCCGCUGGCCGUGCGCGAGUACGUGCGGCGCACGCUCCUCGCGCAGUACCCCGAGCUGCAGGCGUGCACGAACCCCCUCGAGGCGGCCGGCCGCAGUGUGCGGGGCUGGCUCGUGCGGGGCGAGCUGCGCCUGCGCCGCUGGGAGCAGUGGAUCGAGCAGCGCGUCGCAGGCCUACUGCGCGGUGCCGCGGGCCGCGCCGAUACGCCGAGCUCGCCGGCGCCGACGGACGCGGCGAUGCUGCGCGGAUGGCACGGGCAUGCCAUCGGCGGCGCUCGCUCGCGAGAUCGCCGACGAGCUCUUCCUCGUGCCUGCGUGGAUGCGCGCCCUCGACCUCGUCCCUACGCGCGCGACGCUGUGCCUCUUGUGUGUGGCGCAGGACGAGCGGCUGCCGCCCGCGGCGGGCGCCGCGCCCCUGCGUGA